AUGUCUAAGGCCAUUUCAUCAAGGCUGCUAGGGAGCCAGGUUUGGUCACAGCGCCCGGCGCCUCCUGGAGCUAGUGUCUUCCAAAUGCUGCCCUUUCAGCGGCUUAACCAACAAACGCAGUCAAUGUCGAUAUGUCGAAAAGCAAUGAUAUCGAGUCAUAGGCGCCAAAUCCGGACAGAAACCAUUCAGCGCUGUUCGCAAUCGCACUUGACGAGACGCAACCUUGAUUGGACAAUACCGAAUCGAUACUUACUGUCGACCUUGCGACACCAAGCACGGCCGCUUACUAGUCCCCGUAACAGGCUGGUGCAUACUUCAAUAGGACUCCUACAGUAUCAGCAGCGUAGCUAUUCUAAUGUGCGAAAACAGACCCAAGAACAUCAAUCUUCAAGGAAACCUUACGACGGCCCAGAAGGAACCCAAACUCCACCGAACCAAAGACAACAGACAGCACCAGAACAGCCGACCAGUGAAGCCGAUGUCGAAUCAAUAGCGUCCUCGGUCUCCAAGUAUCUUCAUCUGCCGAAAUUGCCACAUAGACCAACAAAAGAAGAGCUCCUUGCUGCCGCGAAUGGAUUCUGGGAAAGGCUCAAAGUUCGUUUCAAAUGGAUGUCCAUCAGGAGCAUGCGCCCAUGGAACGCCGAUGAAUGGGGUGCCUUUGUGUCAUGGUUCAUGUUGGGACAUAUUGUCUGGGUUCUGGUUGGGACGACAACUUUCUUCUCUCUUCUUAUCUUCUCCAUCAACACAGUGUUUGCACAAGAAACUCUUGCAAAGUGGGUUGGCGAUUAUUUGACGCAAUCUGCUGGCGUUACAGUGGUAUUCGAGUCAGCCAUUGUUCCGAAAUGGAAAAACGGAGUGAUUGCAUUUCGCAACGUGUUUGUUUCUCGUCGCCCUGGACAGGCCAAGUCCUCGGUAAGCAAGGGCUCGUCAGAUGCAGCCGCGGUGGCAGCUGCCGGACGCCAGGCUCAACUUGCUGAAUCUUCUGACCCGGAAGAUGACGGCAAUUAUACACAAUUCGAUGUAACCAUUGCCAAUGUCAACGUCACCUUGUCGUUCCUCAAUUGGUGGAACGGCAAGGGUUUAUUGAAAGACGUUGAGGUGAAUGGAGUUAGGGGAGUUGUAGAUCGCACUUCAGUGCAAUGGCCGGUUGAGGAAAUAGAUCCGCUAUCAUACAGGCACGAACACCAACCGGGAGAUUUUGAAAUAGAGUCCUUCAAACUGGAGGACCUCUUGUUGACGAUUCACCAACCUGACGAUUUUCGGCCAUUUUCUGUCAGCAUAUAUUCCUGCGAGCUUCCCCGGUUGCGAAAGCAAUGGCUGUUCUACGACUUCUUAUCCGCCAAUCACAUGUCUGGAUCAUUUGAUGGAUCGCUUUUUACGAUACACCCACGACAAGUUCAUGGCAUCGUCUCUCGCCAAGAUCAAGGUGCCAUGCUGGGCUUGGGAGAAGAAAACGCCUGGAAGAAAUUCAGCAGGCUUCGCAUUGAUGGACUGAGGAUUGAUCAUUUAAAUCGAGGGGUAGAAGGCCCUUUUGGCUGGAUUUACGAGGGAAAUGUCGACAUUGUUGCUGAUGUAAUGCUGCCUGCCGAGACAGACGAAGGAAUCACCAAAGUCAUGACUGAUUUUUAUGACCAGUUGGAGGAAGUGGUCAUCUUGAACAAGCAGCGUUUACUACCAAACUCUACCGACAACAGUCCCGUCCUGGUCCAGUCCGGCCAUCUAUCAGAAGCAGGACAUGUCGAUGCUCCUGAAAUUAGCGAUGAUGGCGAAGGAGGCGAGGAAGAUCGCCGUUAUCUUAUCAUGGACAUGCGAAUUCACAUGAAUGACGUGAAGGCUGCUGUACCUCUCUUCACAAGAGAUAUAUCCUAUGUCAACCAGGCGCUUGUGCGGCCAAUCGUGGCAUACAUCAACGCCAAGAAGACUUAUAUCCCAAUAUCUUGCCGCAUUGUCAAGCGUCUCAGUGAUUUCGACGGAAGUUGGAGCGUCUUUGACUGCGGCUUAAUGAAUGAUGCAUCAGUCGAAACGUACGAUGCCUUUGCCAAGGACGUCGAAGAUCAACAGAGCCGCGUACGUCGGUUCAAGAAGGUUGGCUUCUGGACAUUAUCUCUAGCUGUUCACGCUCUAUUCAUGGGCAUGGCAGGUAAUGUGGUUUGA
Molecule: messenger RNA, 2154 nt
Organism: Pochonia chlamydosporia 170
Lineage: Eukaryota; Fungi; Ascomycota; Sordariomycetes; Hypocreales; Clavicipitaceae
Product: mitochondrion biogenesis protein
Exons: 2
Coding region: 1-2154 (717 amino acids)
Biological process (GO): mitochondrion inheritance
Cellular component (GO): mitochondrial inner membrane
Source: RefSeq, a predicted model, not a curated record